AUGAGACAGCGACGCCUACUCUCCCACGCGUUUUCCGAAAAGGCCUUGCGCGAGCAGGAGGGAAUCAUACAGAGCUACGUGAAGGUUCUUGCAGACCAGCUCUCAUCCAAAUCGACCUCGGGCCCGUUGAACUUGGUCGACUGGUUUAACUUCACGACAUACGAUCUUAUCCGAGACCUUUCGUUUGGCGAAAGGUUCAACUGUCUAGAUGAAGGCCAAUAUGACGGCUUUGUCUCUUCUAUCCGGGAUAUCUCAAAGGAGCUCAUUUUUAUCCAAAUGUUCAAAUACUACGGUCUCCAGGCACUUCGAGGCAUAUUCACUCCACAAUCUAUCAAGGGCUCGCGUGCACAGAACAUGAAGCGUGUGAUGGGCGUGGUCAACCGACGGGUGGAAAAAGCGACCGAUCGCAAAGACUUCUUGCACUACAUUCUGGCUACCAUGGAAUCGGAAAAAGGCAUGUCUCGGGAAGAGAUGAAUGUAAAUGCCUUCAGCUUCAGCAUCGCAGGCUCCGAAUCGUCGGCAACUGUACUCAGUGGAUUCUUCUACUACACACUCACCAAUCCAGAUAUCCUAAAAAGACUUCUAGCGGAGAUACGGGGAGUAAUGGGGCGCUGGCUGCCAGAGACACAAAAUCAACACCCCUACAACCAGGAUAACCGCAACUGCGUGCAACCAUUUUUCUUUUGGUCCAAGGAACUGCCUGGGAAAGAACUUAGCUUGGGCCGAGACACGUCUUAUUGCGACGAAGCUUCUGCUUCAAUUUGA
Penicillium odoratum is the source of this 765-nucleotide messenger RNA. RefSeq names its product benzoate 4-monooxygenase cytochrome P450. The record is from RefSeq and is a predicted model, not a curated record. The coding region runs from base 1 to 765 and encodes 254 amino acids. NCBI's taxonomy places the organism in Eukaryota, Fungi, Ascomycota, Eurotiomycetes, Eurotiales, Aspergillaceae. Gene Ontology annotation, molecular function: heme binding; iron ion binding; monooxygenase activity. The transcript is spliced from 2 exons.